Larimichthys crocea (large yellow croaker) is the source of this 512-nucleotide messenger RNA. RefSeq names its product bile salt-activated lipase-like. The coding region runs from base 6 to 323 and encodes 105 amino acids. The transcript is spliced from 2 exons. Lineage: Eukaryota; Metazoa; Chordata; Actinopteri; Sciaenidae. The record is from RefSeq and is a predicted model, not a curated record.
GCUGGAUGGGAGCCGACCACGCUGAUGACCUGCAGUAUGUGUUCGGAAAGCCUUUCACCACACCACUGGGGUACUGGCCUCGCCACCGUGAUCUCUCUGGCUACAUGAUCGCCUACUGGACCAACUUUGCCAAAACUGGAGACCCAAAUAAAGGAGAUCUGAGUGUGCCCGCUACUUGGCCUAAAUUCACUUCCACUGGACACCAGUUCUUGGAGAUCAAUUCUAAGAUGGACAAGAGCUAUGUACAUCAGAAGAUGAGAAUGCGUUACGUGCAUUUCUGGACUAGUGUCCUUCCCAACCUUCCCGUAAUCUACACAGAAUAAAGAGUAUUAGUAUCGGUUCAUGAAAAAAUAAAUUGAUGACAAUUAAAUAAAACCAAGGAAAUAUAAUUUAUAUAUAUGUGUUAAUAAUAAUUAACAUGUAUAUUUGUAUGUAGUGCUAAAGAAAUUUACUUUCCAUGUAUGUCGCCUGGGUUUGUUUGAUCGUCUCUGGCUCAGUGACGAUAAACAAUG